Messenger RNA from Paramecium pentaurelia, 2731 nucleotides. Lineage: Eukaryota; Ciliophora; Oligohymenophorea; Peniculida; Parameciidae. The record is from the annotation of a GenBank genome assembly.
AUGGAUAAUUUGAGUUUAAGAAACAUCCUUACAAUUAAAGAAGCUGAGUUGUCUGAGGAGAGUUGUUUUACUUUUGGAAUAUGGUCUAAAUAUAGUCCAUUAAAUAUAAAAGGUUUUAAAGAUCAAAUUGGUAUGUUUUAAAGUAAUUGCUAUUAAUUAAUAAAUGUAAUGGAAUACACAACUAAGAGUUUAUAUUUUAUUUAUUAUGUCUGUCUUGAAUAUUCAACAAAAAGAAUAGUCAAAACAAUAUAAUUUGUAAAUGAUUAAGAUUAAUCAAUUCAAUUUGACAAAUCUCUUGAUCCAUAUGAAUUUGAAAACAUUUGGUACUAAUUUUAGUUGAUUUCAUGGCCAAUAUUAAGGAGAUUAGAAUUGAUCAUCAUAAAAUCAGAUAAAAUAAUACUCAAAGAAAUAAUAACUGAUAUUAAGCCUUUCAAAGAAUAACAACUAUUAUUAACAUUUGGAGACAACUUGGAAGUAAUUGAAUCUAGGAUUGAUUAAAUUACAUAAGGAAUGAUGUAUUCUUUAUUUCCAGGAUAAAUUGUUGUAUAUCAUCCCUUAAUAGAAAUAAUCCCUAUAUCAUUUGACUUUGAAUAACAAAUAAUUGAAGGAUAUUCUAGUCUAACAUAAUGUAAUUGUUAAAACAAUGAACAAGUGGAUUUAGAAGAAAUUGGCUUAAAUGUUAUUGAUGAUAAGAUUUAUAUUUCAGAAAAUGUUAAUUGUAAUUAUUAUGCUUUGAGCGGGUGGUUAAAAGUAAAAGAUAUAGUAUAGAAAUCUGAAGAAUUUACCUAUUAAUUUAUUAAAAUGACAGUAUUUAUAGGAAAACAACAAAUAUUUAAUGAGAACGUAGCUACAUUUUAAAUGUUUUAUUAGAUCUCUACUCUUUCAACCAAAAUAAUAAUAAAAACCUAUACUUAUGAUUUUCCAAUUGCCAUAAAAGAGAUUUAAGAUGUUUCAUAAGAAAUUGAGACAUAAUUUUAGAUUUAAAAGGAUAAUCUAAAGUAAUGGCAUUAUUUGUUUUUGUAAUUAGAAGAUAAUUAAUUCAAUAUUAAAAUAACUUUUUAUGAUUAUUAAAGUAAUAUCUAAUUUUAUGAGGCUUAAUUCUCAGUAAGAUAAUUUCAUAAUUGUUAAUUUAAAUUAUAAUAUGGAAAUAUCUAAAAGAAUUCAUUAAACUAUUUAAAAAUAGAAUUAAGAAAAUUUUAAUUUACUAAUUGCUAAUAUGAUGAAAGGAUCUCUAAAUGCCAUUCUAGUUGUUUAGAUUGUGAUGGUUCUAAUAAGAAUAAUUGCUUGUCAUGCCCAGUUGAGUAGUAGAGGAUAUAUAUUCCUGAAUUUAAACAAUGCCUUUGUCCAUAUUCUACAAUAGAUUAUGAUAAUAAAUGCAUCACUUAUGAAGAUUCAAACCUAUUAUUAAAAGUUAAAUAAAAUAUUAAUAAAAAGUGUAAAGCAGGUUAUUUUGAAUUAGAAGGAGAUUGUGAAAGAUGGUAUAUUAUUAAAUAAUUCUUCAUAGUCCUUCUAGAGUAAAAGCUGAUUUGAUUACAUGUUUUGAUUGCUUUUCAUAAGGAAAAGAUUGGGCUUCUAAAUCUAUAUGUGGAAAAUAUAUUUAUUUUCCUAUAUCUUUGUCACUUCAAAAUGCUAUUCUUUAUGAUUAUUCAUUUUAGUAUUAUCAUGAUGGAUCUGAUCUAAUAAUAUGUGAGAAUUGUUUGCAUCUGGAUUAUGAACAAGAAUUGUAAAAUGAAGAUGGCAUUUACAAAUUGUUUUUAUAAAAAUUUAAUGGUUUUGAAUCAUUUUGUUUUUCUUUAAUAGACUUUGGUUCUGAAUAAAAAUGUACAAUUUGUAAUGUUGGUUUUUGUAUUUUAUGUGGCAUUUAGAUAGAUGGAAUAGUUUGUUUAAAAUGCGAAGAGAAUUAUAUUGUAGUUGAUGGAUUAUGUAAGUUCAACAAAUAAAUUCCUUAUUUUUAUUAAUCUUGUCAACCUCCUUAUUAUACAACCUAUAAUAGAGAAUGCAAGAUUUGUCCUAUUAAUUAUUGUUUAUACUGUUUUGAAUAUAAUUAUAAUAAUAAUAAGGAAUCUAAUACACUCUCCUAAGCUGAAAUUUUAAUUCUAGAAGAGGGUAAUUCUUAUGUUAAAAUUGGAUGUGUUUUAUGUUAAGAUGGUUAUAUUUUCAAUUUUAACUCUGGUUUAUGUGUCAAUUAAGUACCAAGAAUAUAAUAUUGUUUAACAUCAUAUAUAAAAUAAUUAGAUGAAAAAUGUUUAUUAUCUACCUUGAAUAAUUUUGAAGUAUCAAGAGUUAUUAAUAAUUGUGAUGAUUAUAUUUUAAAUUGUGAAAUAUGCGCAUUGUAUUAUCAAUAAGUUAUUAUUUGUAUAAACUGUAAAAUAGGAUUUGUGUUAUAAGAAGGAUUAUGUUAUAUGAAUGAAGAAUCUAAAAUUAAUUAUUCUAAAGAUAUCUGGGAUUUGUAAAUUAAAGCCUUUUUAUUAAUCUAUCAAUUUGAUAAAAGUUAAGAUUAUCCUAACAAAGAACCUUCAAAAUGUGGAAAUUCAUGUCUUUCAUGUAAAAAUGAUAAUUAAUAAUAUUUUUGUGAAAAAUGUAUGUCAAACCAUUUGGAAGAUCCCGUAAGAAUCUAGUAUGGACUUUAUUGUCCUGAAUGUCCUCGACUUUGCCAGGUUUGUAUAUCACGUCCUCUUGAAGAGAUUAAAGUAAUUUAAUAUAUUAUAUAUAGUUGAAAACAAUUUGAGUC